Molecule: messenger RNA, 1882 nt
Organism: Etheostoma cragini (Arkansas darter)
Lineage: Eukaryota; Metazoa; Chordata; Actinopteri; Perciformes; Percidae
Gene: trnt1
Product: tRNA nucleotidyl transferase, CCA-adding, 1
Exons: 7
Coding region: 189-1472 (427 amino acids)
Biological process (GO): RNA processing
Molecular function (GO): RNA binding; nucleotidyltransferase activity
Source: RefSeq, a predicted model, not a curated record
GUUUAGUGCGUUUACAUUGGCAUGCCAAUGUUGCUAAUGUUCUGGCAAUGUGUGAACAAUGUGACAAAUGCACGCGGACCGCUGAAGCUUGCAAGCACGAACUUCAAUGGCAUGUAACGUUAGCAAACGUUAGUUCGACAAAAGCUUAAACAAACGGGCACCUGACGACGUUUUUGUUGUUUGUACAGAUGUGGAGCAGGAUAUCGAGUCCUCUUGGGGUUGGCAGAACUAGUUUCUAUUGGAGGAGUCUUUUCACUAUGCAGCUGAAGACCAGUGAGUUCCAGUCUCUGUUCACUGACGGACUGAGUGGACUAGCAGAGUUGUUUGGAAAGCAGCAGCAUGAGCUGAGGAUAGCUGGAGGGGCCGUACGAGACCUGCUGUCUGGGAAGCGGCCUGAGGAUGUGGACUUUGCCACCACAGCCACUCCAGAGGAGAUGAAGCAAAUGUUCCAAACAGCUGGCAUCCGGAUGAUCAACAAUAAAGGAGAAAAGCAUGGGACCAUUACAGCAAGACUACACAAUGAGAACUUUGAGGUGACCACGUUGCGAGUGGAUGUUCAGACAGAUGGACGUCAUGCAGAGGUGGAAUUCACCACUGACUGGCAGAAGGAUGCUGAACGGAGAGACCUCACCAUCAAUUCCAUGUUUUUAGGGCUUGAUGGCACAUUAUAUGACUAUUUCAAAGGAUACGAAGACCUGCAAAACCGAAAAGUUCGGUUUGUUGGCAGUGCUGAAAAAAGAAUCCAAGAGGACUACUUGAGGAUACUGCGUUAUUUCAGGUUCUACGGCAGGGUGGCCCUGGCGCCAGAUGAUCAUGAGCCUGCAACCCUGGUUGCUAUUAAGGAAAACGGUCGUGGACUUGCAGCCAUAUCAGGAGAACGGAUUUGUGUGGAACUAAAGAAGAUGGUCGUUGGUAACCAUGCUGCUCAUCUGCUGGAGCUGAUGUACAGUCUGGAACUGGCCCAGUACAUAGGUUUACCUCCAGAUGGCAAUGUUGAGGAGAUGAAACGAGUAUGGCAGAACGCCAAAGACCACUCUCCCAAACCUAUGACCAUCCUGGCUGCUCUCUUCCGCCGCCCUGAGGAGGUGGAAAAGAUGGACCUCCGGCUGAAGGUGUCCAGGGAGGAGAAGACUUUGGCUCUGUUCUUGGUCAAAUACAGACGGGAGCUCCGCAAAAGCGAAGACAACCCGAACAGCCUCAAACCCUUCACUGACUUUAUCAUCGACAGUCGGGAGCUGGAUUCCCAGAGUAAAGUUUGUGAGCUAUUAAAGUAUCAAGGUGAGGAGAAACUGCUGGCGGAGCUCAGCAGGUGGUCCAUCCCUCGCUUCCCCGUCAGUGGUCACGAUCUGAGGAGGAUGGGUGUCACGUCGGGCAAGGAAAUAGGUGCCACCUUACAGGAGCUCCGUGACAUCUGGAAGAAAAGUCGCUAUCAGAUGGACAAAGAUGAACUCCUCAGUUACGUAAAGUCAUAAAUGAGGAGAAAAGGGGAUUUUUUCUUUUGUGUCGGACAAUAAUUAUCUGGACACUUACUACUGUAAUUGUGUUGCUCACAGGUAUUGAUCGAGCAGACUGCUGCUGUUGUUGAGAAAGGACAUUACAAGAACUGAAACAUGCAUGGCCGCUGAUGAAUGCAGUUCCAUGUAAAAUUAGCCCAAGACCAGGGUUAAAGUGGGAUCUGGCAGGUGGCGUUCCCCAAAGAACUAAUGUUACACUUUAGAAGCUUAUUACUGCUUUUACAGUCUCUAUCCACUACUUGGCAUUUAAAGAAAACCCCCUUUUAAAACUGUUUCACUUGUUACGUUAUUUCCUUAUUCCAAAACCGAUGUGAUAAACAAAAAAUCAGGAGCAAUUGCCAAGAGUUGAGUUUUCAUUAAAACAACAU